Messenger RNA from Fulvia fulva, 645 nucleotides. Its product is annotated as Hsp70 nucleotide exchange factor. The record is from RefSeq and is a predicted model, not a curated record. Bases 1 to 645 code for a protein of 214 amino acids. NCBI's taxonomy places the organism in Eukaryota, Fungi, Ascomycota, Dothideomycetes, Mycosphaerellales, Mycosphaerellaceae. The transcript has a single exon.
AUGGCAGGCCAGAAAGAAUCCCUCAACCAACUCCUCCAAUGGAGCACCGAGAACUCCGUCAACGCACCAGCCGACCAGCGACGCGACCCGUCCAAAGGCAUCACCCAAGAAAUGAUCAACGAGCUCAUGGGCGGUCCCUCCGACGCAGACCGCAUGCGCGACGCCAUGACCGCAAUCGUCGCACCCACAGACCAGAUCGACCUCGACAACAAGCUAAUAGCAUGGGACAACUUCGAACAACUCAUCGAGAACAUCGACAACGCAAACAAUAUGGAGCCCAUGGGUCUCUGGCCACCUGUCAUCCAACAGCUCGACAACGAAGAGCCAGAGAUGCGGAGACAUGCCGCGGCGUGUUGCAGCACCGCGGUGCAGAACAACAUCAAGAGUCAGGAGAAGUUGCUGUCGAUGGGCGCUGUGCCGAAGCUUGCGAAGUUGGCAGUGGAGGAUGAAAACUUGGCGGUGAGGAAGAAGGCGAUCAGUGCGUUGAGUAGUACUGUGAGGAAUUUCCAGCCGGGAAUGGAUGAGUUGGAAAAGAGCUUGCCGGAUAGUGUGUGGACGAGGAAGCAGGGGAUCGAUGCGGCGGAUAUGGAGGCUUGUGAUGAGCUGAUACAGAAGUUGAGGGGUAACUCGGCGGCGAGAGGAUAG